Lathyrus oleraceus (garden pea) is the source of this 798-nucleotide messenger RNA. RefSeq lists its product as uncharacterized. Lineage: Eukaryota; Viridiplantae; Streptophyta; Magnoliopsida; Fabales; Fabaceae. The coding region runs from base 49 to 738 and encodes 229 amino acids. The transcript has 2 exons. The record is from RefSeq and is a predicted model, not a curated record.
UUUCAUAUGCCACUCAAGUCAUCAUGAUUGUUGAGUAACUCUACCAAAAUGGGUCCAGAAUUUUUCUCUUUAUUUCACCUUGAAAGAAACAGAUUCUUAUACCUUAUUAUUACCAUUACCUUUGCACUCAUUUUUGUUUUCCAAUACUUUGACCUUCCCUACGGUAACAUUCUAGUUCCCUCUAAAUUUCAUGCUGCAGAUCUACCACCAUCUGCACCUGAAAUAUAUAACAAUAUCACCCUUUUGAAUCAAACAUAUCCACAACACCCUUUUCAGAAGGUUAGUGAAACUAAGUUGUAUGAGAAAAAUAACACUAUUUCUAGAACUGAUAUAGGUGUGAAUUUGACAAGAGAUGUCAACAAUACAUAUGUGAAUUUUCAUUCCCCUUCUGUGAAUGCUGAGAGGUUCAAACCAUUACAAGAUGAUGUCAAUGUAAUUAGCAGCAACCAGUCUUCUAUCACAGACACAGUUUUGCCUAAGGAGAAUAAAAGUUCUCUUGUAAAAGUUCCAGAUACAAUAUCAAUUUCAGAAAUGGACAAGUUAUUGCUUCAAAAUUAUGCUUCGUAUCGAUCUACGAGGCCAAGGUGGUCUUCAGCUGUUGAUCAAGAACUACUACAAGCUAGAUUUGAGAUUGAAAAUGCACCUGUUGUAACUGAUCUUGGAAACCUUUAUGCUCCUCUUUUUCGCAAUGUUUCCAUGUUUAAGAGGUAUCAUUUCAUAAUCCUUGAAGUUAGUUAACUCUUUUCACCUUCUUAUUAUUCCAUAACCGUCUAAUUAUCAGGAGCUAUGAGUUGAUGG